GCAGGGAGGCACCAAGGGCAGCGGCUGAGCCGAGAAGCUCCACCAGGAAGCAUGCAGGGGCCCGGUGCCUAAGGCUGAGGAAGAUGUCUGACAUCCAGAACAUUUCGCUGGACAGCCCGGGGAACAUAGGGGCUGUGGCGGUGCCUGUGGUCUUUGCCCUCAUCUUCCUGUUGGGCAUGGUGGGCAACGGGCUGGUCUUGGCUGUGCUGCUGCAGCCUGGCCCAAGCGCCUGGCAGGAGCCGGGCAGUACCACAGAUCUCUUCAUCCUCAACCUGGCGGUGGCCGACCUCUGCUUCCUCCUGUGCUGCGUGCCCUUCCAGGCGGCCAUCUACACGCUGGAUGCCUGGCUCUUCGGGGCUUUUGUGUGCAAGGCCGUGCACCUGCUCAUCUACCUCACCAUGUACGCCAGCAGCUUCACUCUGGCCGCCGUCUCCGUGGACAGGUACCUGGCGGUGCGGCACCCGCUGCGCUCGCGGGCCCUGCGCACCCCGCGCAACGCGCGCGCCGCCGUGGGGCUGGUGUGGCUGCUGGCGGCGCUCUUCUCGGCGCCCUACCUCAGCUACUACGGCACGGUGCGCUACGGCGCGCUCGAGCUCUGCGUGCCCGCCUGGAGGACGGCGGCGGCGCGCGCGCUCGACGUGGCCACCUUCGCCGCGGGCUACCUGCUGCCCGUGGCCGUGGUCAGCCUGGCCUACGGGCGCACGCUGCGCUUCCUGUGGGCCGCCGUGGGCCCCGCGGGCGCGGCGGCGGCCGAGGCGCGCCGACGGGCCACGGGCCGCGCGGGGCGCGCCAUGCUGGCGGUGGCGGCGCUCUACGCGCUCUGCUGCCCGCACCACGCGCUCAUCCUCUGCUUCUGGUACGGCCGCUUCGCCUUCAGCCCGGCCACCUACGCCUGCCGCCUGGCCUCGCACUGCCUCGCCUACGCCAACUCCUGCCUCAACCCGCUCGUCUACUCGCUCGCCUCGCGCCACUUCCGCGCGCGCUUCCGCCGCCUGUGGCCCUGCGGCCGCCGCCACCGCCACCGCCCCCGCCACCCCCGCGCCCAGCGCGCCCUCCGUCGGGUCCGGCCGGCGUCUUCGGGUCCCGCGGCUUAUCCCGGCGACGCCAGGCCUCGCGGUUGGAGCAUGGAACCCAGAGGGGAUGCCCUGCGCGGCGGCGAGACCGGACUAGCCCUGAGUGCCCGGGGACCGCAAUAAACCCUGGCUGCUGGGAUUCCGGCUGUCGGUCUGUCCUCCUCCCUGGGUGGCACGGUGCCACCGAAGAGCGCCUAGAGAGAGCGUGGCAGCUCUAGGCCAAGGGACAGCCGCGUGGUUAAAACUGAUCCACCCAACCAGACACAGUGUCCCCCAAAGCAGGCAGCCUCAGACCCUGUCCAAAGCCAGUCUAGCCGGAGAACAGUUCAUUCAUUCACCCAGCUCGCACCUUCCACGCCCUGUUUUCUUCUACCUCUGACUGGCCCUUUUUGAUCCCAAGUCCCGACCUAAGUGUUUUUGUUUGGUUUGGUUCGUUUCGUUGUUUUGAGAGAGGGAGACAGAGGUGGAGACCGAUUC
Messenger RNA from Peromyscus leucopus (white-footed mouse), 1550 nucleotides. RefSeq names its product galanin receptor 3 (gene Galr3). Gene Ontology annotation, cellular component: membrane. The record is from RefSeq and is a predicted model, not a curated record. Gene Ontology annotation, biological process: neuropeptide signaling pathway; negative regulation of adenylate cyclase activity; adenylate cyclase-modulating G protein-coupled receptor signaling pathway. NCBI's taxonomy places the organism in Eukaryota, Metazoa, Chordata, Mammalia, Rodentia, Cricetidae. Gene Ontology annotation, molecular function: galanin receptor activity.